GGAGUAAGUAAUAUACAAAUAUUUCAACUAUCCUUCUCAACAACAAUUGAAUUCAAUACUCAAACGUCACUACCUAUAAUUUCCCUCAUUUUUUAUCAAUUCAUUUCCCCUACCAACGUGUAAUGGACUCGGUAAGCACCACAACCCCUCUGCUUCCAGAGAUAAGCCCGGAGGUCGCUGCCGGUGCUGACAAUUCCGAUUCAGACUCCGCCACCACUAUUCUUGUACUAAGCACCGUCGUGGCCGUCGCAGGUUCAUAUGUUUUUGGCUCUGCUGUGGGAUUUUCGUCGCCUGCGCAGCCAGGAAUUGUGGAUGAUCUUGGAUUAACAGUGGCAGAGUAUUCAUUGUUUGGGUCGAUAUUAACUAUUGGAGCUAUGGUAGGAGCACUAGUUAGUGGGAAGAUAGCAGAUCUCUUAGGAAGAAAAGGAGCAAUGGGAUUAGCAGAGCUGUUUACUGCUGUUGGAUGGCUUGCAAUAGCAUUUUCAAAGAAUGCUUGGUGGCUUGAUAUCGGGAGGGUGCUAACAGGAUUCGGAAUUGGAAUUCUUUCAUAUGUGGUACCUGUAUAUAUAGCAGAAAUCACACCUAAGGACCUCCGAGGAGGAUUUACUGCAGCUAAUCAGUUGUUAAUAUGUUGUGGCACUUCCAUAACAUAUCUUGUCGGUAACAUCCUCCCCUGGCGCCUCUUGGCUUUAACAGGAAUUAUUCCAUGCCUUGUACAGCUUAUAGGCCUUUUUUUCAUUCCAGAGUCUCCAAGAUGGCUGGCUAAGAUUGGUCGGUGGGAUGGGAGCAAAGCAUCUUUGGUAUGCCUCAGGGGAAAGAAUGCCAAUAUUUUUGACGAAGCAGCAGAAAUUAGAGAUCAUACAAGAACACCUGAGCAAGUCAAGGACUUUGGAUUGGUGGACUUGUUUCAAAGAAAAUAUGCUCACUCUCUCAUAGUCGGAGUAGGGUUGAUGGCACUGCAACAAUUUGGAGGGGUUAAUGCAAUUGCAUACUAUGCAAGUGCGAUAUUUUCAUCCGCAGGUUUUUCAUACAAAGUUGGAACAACUGCGAUGGCUAUUCUUCAGAUCCCAAUGACCAUCUUAGGAACUCUCUUAAUCGAUAAAUCUGGAAGACGACCACUGCUACUGGUUUCUGCCGCUGGAACUUGCUUGGGCUGCUUUUCUAUUGGAUUAUCAUUCUUGUUACAGGACUUUAAGCUUUGGGAUUUCAGUCCCUUUCUAGCACUUGGUGGCGUCUUGAUAUUCAAGGGAUCAUUUGCCUUAGGCAUGGGAGCUAUUCCUUGGGUCAUAAUGUCAGAGAUAUUUCCUAUACAUGCCAAGGGUUUAGCCGGUAGCCUGGUGAAUCUUGUUAACUGGUUCGGUUCUUGGAUUGUUACAUAUUCAUUCAACUUCGUAGCACAGUGGAGCUCUGCGGGCACUUUUUUCGUGUUUGCGAGUGUUUGUGGUCUGACAAUGGUGUUCAUCACAAAGCUGGUUCCAGAAACCAAGGGCAGAACACUAGAGGAAAUACAAGUAUCCAUCAUCUCAUAAUUGUUUUUACACGAUUGUAUUAAAGGAUAUGUUGAUCAUGAUAUUAAUGAAUUUACUAGUUGAAACUGA
Salvia splendens (bonfire salvia) is the source of this 1598-nucleotide messenger RNA. Its product is annotated as sugar transporter ERD6-like 5. The transcript is spliced from 18 exons. NCBI's taxonomy places the organism in Eukaryota, Viridiplantae, Streptophyta, Magnoliopsida, Lamiales, Lamiaceae. Gene Ontology annotation, biological process: carbohydrate transport; transmembrane transport. Gene Ontology annotation, molecular function: sugar transmembrane transporter activity. The record is from RefSeq and is a predicted model, not a curated record. Bases 123 to 1529 code for a protein of 468 amino acids. Gene Ontology annotation, cellular component: membrane.